AUGGAUGCCCCGGGCCCCCCAGACCCCCCCGGGCCCCCCGCCCUGUGCUUCCCGGAGCUGAACCAGUCGUGCCCUCAGCCUCUGCUCUCCCCCAGCGCCACCCUGCUGCGCCUGGCCCUGCUCUGCACCGUGCCCCCCCUCACUGUGACCCUCAACCUGCUCGUCAUCACCGCUGUGGCUCACUUCAGGCAGCUUCACACGCCCACUAACCUGCUGCUUCUGUCUCUGGCCGUCUCGGACCUGCUGGUGGGGCUGGUGCUCAUGCCGGGGGAGAUGCUGCGUGAGUCGGGCUGCUGGCUGCUGGGGGAGGUCAUGUGCGCCCUCUACCUGUACGUGGCGUACGUGUCCGUGUCAGCCUCAGUCAUAGACAUGGUACUCAUCUCCGUGGACCGCUACGUGGCCAUCUGCGACCCGCUGCACUACACUCAGCGCGUGACCAUGCGGCGUGUGUCUGUGGGCGUGGCGUGCUCGUGGGCCUUCUCUUUGCUCUACUGCGCGCUCAUCCUCAAAGACAACCUGCUGUACCCGGAGCGCACGCACACCUGCGCCGGGGAGUGUCUGCUGGUCUUAGAUUUCGUGUUUGCGGUUGUGGACACGUUCGUGGGCUUCAUCUUACCCGUGGGCCUCAUCCUUAUCAUUAACCUGGUGGUCCUGGUGGUGGCGCUGUCCCAGGCCCGGGCCAUGCGCGUGCAAGUGGUGGCGCAGGUGUCAGUGCGCGGUGCGCGGAGGCCACGGCUGAAGGCGGCGAGCAGCCUGGGCGUGCUGGUGGGGAUCUUCCUGCUGUGCUUCACGCCGUAUCAGUGCUUCAGUCUGGUGGGUGGAGAUCUGCUCAACAGCCCCGUCGCCUCCUUCCUCGUCUUCCUCGUCUACUUCAACUCCUGCCUCAACCCUCUGGUCUACGCGCUCUUCUACCCCUGGUUCCGCAAAGCUGUGCUCCUCAUCGUCACGCUGCGCAUCUUCCGCGUAGACGCCUGCCAUGAAUUUAGGGUCAUUCAGGCUCCCUGA
This is a messenger RNA of Boleophthalmus pectinirostris (great blue-spotted mudskipper), 1005 nucleotides long. RefSeq names its product trace amine-associated receptor 13c-like. Gene Ontology annotation, cellular component: membrane. Gene Ontology annotation, molecular function: trace-amine receptor activity. NCBI's taxonomy places the organism in Eukaryota, Metazoa, Chordata, Actinopteri, Gobiiformes, Gobiidae. Gene Ontology annotation, biological process: G protein-coupled receptor signaling pathway. The record is from RefSeq and is a predicted model, not a curated record. The transcript is spliced from 2 exons. Bases 1 to 1005 code for a protein of 334 amino acids.